AUGGUGCUUCUCAGGCAGACACAUCAGCCUGGACAGUAUGAGUAUGAAGUUUCCUUUGAGCUAAAUGUGAAGAGUGUUGAGACAGUGGAAUAUCUUCGCACCCUGCUAAACAACGGUAGCGUUUCUCUGCCCCUGCGUCUGGAUUCCACUGCAAAUCUGACACACAUUGAAAUCACCACAGUUUGCUCCUCAAAUGCGAGCAACGUCCUGUGCAGAUGUGAAGAAGACUAUGUUUGGCCAUAUGACAAUUGUACGACAUAUCAAGCCUGUGAUGAGAUUGUUAAUGAUACCUGCACUUGUAUCAAGAAUAUGCCCCCCGGGGAGCAAUAUUGCCAACCCAAGACAGCUCCAUUCUAUAUCCAUACCAUCAUCUCUAUUGAGUUCAACGCCACAGAUAUGAAGGUGAUAAACCUACUGAGGGACAUUCUGAGAAACACCAAUUACCCUCUUGAGAUAAACAGCUAUGCAAAAAUCUCUGAUGCCAAUAUCACUACAGUUUGCAGUCCAAGCAGUGGCAGUUACCAAUGCAGAUGUGAGGAGCAGUAUCGUUGGCCAAGUGACCAGUGUUUUUUGUAUGGCUCAUGUGACAACAUUACAAAUGACACAUGUGGAUGCAUCAAUGCCAUUCCUUUUGAUGGAAACUAUUGCCAAUCUGUUGAUCAACAUGUUUGCAGUCCAGGCAGUGGUGGUUACCAAUGCAGAUGUGAGGAGCAGUAUCGUUGGCCAUGUGACCAAUGUUUUUUGCAUGGUUCAUGUGACAACAUUAUAAAUGACACAUGUGGAUGCAUUGAUGCCAUUCCCUCUAGUGGAAUCUAUUGCCAAUCUGUUGAUGAACAUGUGCCUUCAGUUGAUCAUGAAUAUGUCAUCUCCAUUGAGCUAACAACCCCAAAUAUGUAUGUGGUAACCCUGCUGAGGAACAUUCUGCUAAACGCCACUUAUCCCAUUUUCAUCAACAACUUCUUAAAUAUCUCUGAUAUCAACCUGACGACAGUUUGCAGUUCAAGCAAUGGUGAUUACCAGUGCAGAUGUGAAAAUCUGUAUAGUUGGACAUGUGACCAGUGCUCACAGUACGGAUCAUGUGGUAACAUCACGAAGGACCCUUGUGGAUGCAUCAAUACCAUUCCUUCUGAUGGAAUGUAUUGCCAAUCCAUUGAUCAACACAAUGCCACUUGUCUCAUCCCAAUUACCUCUCUUACAACACUGAACACCACCAAGGUUACGCCAACGACUCCUAAAACCACUGCCAAAACUACUCCUGAUCCCACGACAGCCACGACAAAGGCAACCACUCCUAAAACCACCGCCAAAACUACUCCUGAUCCCACGACAGCCACAACUUCAGGUGCAGUUUUUCUUUCUUCUCACAGACCAGGAAGUGUGAUAACAGACUUCACAAUUAGAACAUCACAAGUCAACAAUGAAGAACUAACUGUGGCGAAUGAAAAACUUCCUGAAGUAAUGCGGCCUAUUGGGCCUGUCAUUGGUGGUGUUACUGUACGUUACAGGAGUACAAUUGAUAUUGAACCUCCAUCCUUGACAUACACUGGUAGGUCAAUGACAUUGAGAUGUGGCCCCCCUCCUGAGAGCAUUAAUUUGGGAACCAUCACUGCAGCAAAAUGGAAAUUAAAUGGAAAGGAAAUCCAAAACAGUGGACGAACUCAAAUCGCUUCAUCUGGAACACAAUCAGUGCUUACAGUCAACAAUGUAAUUCUGGCUGAUAAAGGUCUUUAUGAAUGUAACUUAAUGGGCAGUCUUUUGACUUUUGUUCAAGUGGGACGUGCAUCAAAUAUCAGACAAGCACCAAAUGUGCGAGUACCAGGUAAAAUCAAUGUUAAGUGUUCAGAAGGAGGGACACAGUCACUUCAGUGUUGUGUGCAGCGCGACUACACUGUCAAGUGGUUUCAGGGCUCAAAUAUCACAUGUAGAGAUAGGCUGUAUGGGAAUGGACGACCAGGUGACAUCUCAACCACAGCAUGUGAUCCUGGUCUGGAGGGAAGCAGGACUGCACAAUGCCAGGCCACAGGAGAAUGGAUUCUUCUGGAAGACAACUGCAUUCUGACUGAAAUCAAGGACUUGCUAAUUGAUUCUGAGGAUUUGGUUGAAGAGGAAAUACCAGAAUUUGCUGCAAAUCUGAGUAAAGUUACAGAGGACGAAAAACAAGAAAUUGUGAAUUCAUCAGCAACCAUAUCGGCUAUUGUUGGCAUCCUGAGCACCAUUGCCGCUGUUUCUACUGAAGUGGAAAAAGGUGUCAUGGAGGAUGUGCUCCAAACAGUUGACGUCCUCAUUAGUGACGAUGCAAGGGAAUCCUGGGAAAUCCUGAGAGAAAACGUCACUCGUAAUGACAGCUCAGAAUUGCUGAAUUCACUCGAGACUCUCUCUGAUGAAUUAGUGGGGGAGUUUACCAUCAGGACUGGAUUAAUAUUGCUAAACACGACAACGUUCGACGACUCUUUUUCAGCAGAACUCAACUCCAGUGUUACCAUUGAUAUUCCAAACGCCGACAGUACGAAUAUCUCCAUCACAACCAUCAUUUUCGCCACCCUGGAUAAUGUCCUGCCACCACGAAACUCCAGCUUUAACAGCACCCUGACAAACGACAACAGCACAACACCUUCAUUUAAUAACACCAUUAAUGCUGCAGUGGCCCUUGUCAGAGUAAAAGCCGACAUUCAGAAUGUUACCCUGAGCUUCAAAAAAGACAACAACUCCCUGACAGAGGAUCCACAGUGCGUUUUUUGGAAUUUCUCCCUUUUUGACAACUUCGGUGCUUGGGACGACGAGGGUUGCACUUUUGUUUCCGAUAUAAACAACACGGUGACCUGCAACUGCAACCACCUGACCUCGUUUUCGAUCCUGAUGGCGACAGAUAUCCCAGAAGCGAUACGGGUUGCUUUAGAUGUUAUCACGUAUGUCGGAGUUGGCAUAUCUAUAGCGAGUCUUCUCAUAUGUCUCAUCAUUGAAGGAUACGUUUGGAAAGCCUUGACGAAAAACAGCACUGCGUUCAUGCGCCACGUGUGCAUUGUGAACACGGCCCUGUCUUUGCUUAUUGCAGACAUUUGUUUCAUUAUUGCUGCCUCUUAUGCUAAGAACCCACUUGAAAACCCAGGGGAAGACUAUAAGGUUCCACUAGGGCCAUGUACCGCGGCAACGUUUUUUAUGCACUUUUUCUACCUGGCUCUUUUCUUCUGGAUGCUGGCCUCGGGUCUUCUUCUACUCUACCGAACGGUUAUGGUCUUCUCCCAUAUGUCGAAAUCAGUCAUGAUGGCUAUUGGCUUUCUUUUGGGCUAUGUGUGUCCUCUUAUAAUAGCUGUUGUGACUGUUGCUGCCACAGCCCCAGGAAAAGGAUACAUCAGGGAAAACGAUGCGUGUUGGCUUAACUGGGUCAAGACCAAAGCCCUUCUGGCUUUAGUGAUACCUGCCUUGACUAUUGUUGCUAUCAAUUUUUUAAUUGUAAUUGUGAUCGUGGUCAAAAUGUUGAGAAGAAGUGUAGGAGAUGCAGCCCGUAUUGAGGAAAAGCACACCCUGGCUGUCGUUUUUAGAUGUGUGAUUAUUUUGACACCUUUAUUUGGACUGACGUGGGGUUUGGGAAUAGGAACCAUGGUAUCGUCCACAAAUAAGGGGAUCCACAUUGCAUUUGCUUUCUUCAAUUCUCUGCAGGGUUUCUUCAUUUUAGUGUUUGGGACUCUACUGGAUGCAAAGAUCCGAGUCCUUCUCGCCAAAAAACGACAUGUAUCAAGCUCAGGGUCUGGCUCCAAUCAAACUGCAAGUACAAGUGCUGGUUCUUCUUCAUUAAGUGGUCUAAAAUGGUUCCGAAAACUUCGUGGAAAAAAACAUGUCUACCGGGUGUCAGACAUUGUGAACUCAAGCAGUUCUGGUGGCGCCGAGUCAUUCUCCAAUAUUUGA
Nerophis lumbriciformis (worm pipefish) is the source of this 3903-nucleotide messenger RNA. The record is from RefSeq and is a predicted model, not a curated record. Lineage: Eukaryota; Metazoa; Chordata; Actinopteri; Syngnathiformes; Syngnathidae.